CCCGUGUCCGCGCACCACGCGCUCUCCCGCGCUCGGCACGCGGGGUCUGCGCGCCCCCCCCCCUCCGCCGCCGGUGCGGCUCGCUGCGGGAGGGGCAUGGCGGCGGGGCGGUGGGGGCUGGGAGCGGCGCUGUGCGCGGCGCUGCUGGCGAGGCUGGGCCUGGUGCUGUACGGGCUACACCAGGACGGCGCCAUGCGUGUGCGGUACACCGACGUCGACUACCGGGUGUUUACCGACGCGGCGCGACUGGUGACCGAGGGGCGGUCGCCCUACGGACGGGCCACCUACCGCUACACCCCGCUGCUGGCCUGGGUCCUGAUGCCCAACGUCUACCUCGCCGAGGUCUUCGGGAAGCUGCUCUUCGUGGCGGCGGACCUGGCGGUUGCUGUCAUCGCCUACUGGGCCCUGCGGCGCCGGGGAACCACCGCCGGCAAGGCGUGUGGGUGCUGCGCUGCCGCCUGGCUCUUCAACCCGCUGCCCAUGGCCAUCUCCAGCCGGGGCAACGCGGAGGCCCUGGUGGCGGUACUGGUGCUCGCCACGCUGUACUUGGUGGAGGGGGGCAGCGUAGGGAAGGCCGCGGUCUGCUACGGGCUGGCUGUACACAUGAAAAUAUACCCGCUGACCUACGCGCUGCCCAUAGCGCUUCACCUGCGGACUAAAGCGUGUGGCGGGAAAGGGGCAGGGGGUAGCAGAAACCCAAAGUUUACAUUAAUAGCGUACCCCUGGCGGCUUUUUGUGAAGGUACUGAACCGCGAUGUGUUGCUUUUUGGUGCGGUUGCUGGAUCUGUGCUGGCUGCCUUGACUGUUGUGUUUUACCACCUCUAUGGCUGGGAGUUUUUGGAGCAUGCCUACUUCUACCACCUGACCAGGAGGGAUAUCCGUCAUAACUUCUCUCCCUACUUCUACAUGCUGUACUUAACUGCAGAGAGCAAAUGGAGUUUUGCCCUUGGGCUUGCAGCUUUCCUGCCUCAGCUGCUUUUGCUCCUGGUUGCGUCCAUAGCAUUUUACAGAGACCUUGCCUUCUGUUGUUUCCUUCACACUGCAGUUUUUGUGACUUUCAACAAAGUGUGCACAUCCCAGUACUUUGUCUGGUAUCUCUGCCUUUUGCCCCUCAUAAUGCCUAGUGUUAAGAUGUCCUGGCAUCGUAGUGUGCUGCUUCUCUUCCUCUGGCUUGUUGGACAGGGCCUGUGGCUUGCUCCUGCGUAUUUUCUGGAGUUCAAAGGCUAUAACACUUUUUUACUUAUAUGGUUGGCAGGCUUACUUUUCCUGCUUAUUAAUAGCUUCAUAAUUGUUCAGAUUAUUUCACAUUAUCAAAAAGAAGCACACGUCACCAAGAAACUCAAACAGCGGUAACAGGCCAAAAUCCAGAAACAGCUCUACUGGCCUUGAUCAGGCUUUUCAUACCACCAGCACUUUGUUUAGUAUCAAUGUGUGUACAUUGUACUAAAACACGUUGUAUGUAAGUGAUACUGUAUCAGGGCCACUGAUUGCUCUUAAUUGCCCUGAGGAACCCCUUUUCUCCCCUGAGCAGUGACUGCAGGGGUACCUGUCUCUCAUGUGGACUUUUAAACUACAUUGUAACCUCUCCAGCACUGUCUUCAGCCCUGUCUCGUGCUGCUCCUGACAAGACUCACUGAAAGGACCCUGGACCAGUUCAUCACUUACUUCAUAUGCCUGAGGCUGUGGGUGGAAUCUGUUACCAGCAUCCCAUCUUCAUCUGCCAUCUCAAGACAAAGUGUGACUGUGCCAUGGUCAGUGAGGGUAUGGCAUGUGCUGGGGUCACCACAGCUCCUGCUUGUGCCUCCUCAUGGGACAGCCCUAAACUUCUUACUCCCUGGUGCACUUUUUCUCAUUGUUACUUGUUGAGGACUGUGACUUCUGUCUAGGAAGACACAGAAGACUGUCAAACUUCAACGUCCCCUUAUAGUCUUGUACAUUCCAGUAAGUCAGUGGGGUUUUCUACAAGGGUUAAGCUAAUGAAUUAAUAUAAGGCAGUCACUGAAUA
Molecule: messenger RNA, 2005 nt
Organism: Pezoporus flaviventris
Lineage: Eukaryota; Metazoa; Chordata; Aves; Psittaciformes; Psittacidae
Gene: PIGM
Product: phosphatidylinositol glycan anchor biosynthesis class M
Exons: 1
Coding region: 97-1353 (418 amino acids)
Biological process (GO): GPI anchor biosynthetic process
Cellular component (GO): glycosylphosphatidylinositol-mannosyltransferase I complex; membrane
Molecular function (GO): GPI mannosyltransferase activity; alpha-1,4-mannosyltransferase activity
Source: RefSeq, a predicted model, not a curated record